Messenger RNA from Histoplasma mississippiense, 882 nucleotides. RefSeq lists its product with no specific name. The record is from RefSeq and is a predicted model, not a curated record. The transcript is spliced from 8 exons. Bases 1 to 882 code for a protein of 293 amino acids. Gene Ontology annotation, cellular component: plasma membrane. NCBI's taxonomy places the organism in Eukaryota, Fungi, Ascomycota, Eurotiomycetes, Onygenales, Ajellomycetaceae. Gene Ontology annotation, molecular function: secondary active monocarboxylate transmembrane transporter activity. Gene Ontology annotation, biological process: plasma membrane lactate transport.
AUGGCGGCAACAUGGGUGGUACAAACUAGCUAUAGUGUGGGCAGUAAACAUUUUCAUACAAAACAUCAUGGAGAAGAUGCAUUGAGUUUGAGGCCGUGCCCAAUUUGGCCUUCCAAAAGUCCACUCGCCUCUUCGAAAAGGGAGCACCCGGAUGCGGGAGAAGAUGUAAACGGGUUAAUUACCAUAUGCUCCAACAUUCAAGAUGAGGAAUCAUAUGGCAUCUGGGUGGUUCUACUCGCCCGCUCAGAUAAAACGGUAUUGCGCGUCGAGGAUUUCGAGUCUCAAGCCGCCAGAGGUAAUACACCUUCAUCACGCAUUUCUUUUAUAGCCUCUCAUAUAUCGACCAAGUUGAGAAACCCAUAUCAUAUCAUUCGCGAGCUAAACCGGCAACAAUGGCUGUUUUUCUCAGCUGGGUUUCUCUCAUGGACUUGGGCCGGCGUCGACUUUUUCGUGGUUUCUUUAUGUGUCACGGAGAUUGCGCAGGCAUUUCAGGUCAAUGACUCUGAUGUUUCGUGGGCGAUCACGGUAACGCUGAUGCUUCGCCCUGCGGGGGCGUUCAUCUGUGGAGUCUGCGCAGACCGCUAUGGACGGAAAUGGCCGACGAUCGUCAACCUGGUUCUGUUCGUGGUUCUGGAGUUGGCUGGCGGGUUCGCUAUUAAUAUGCGGCAGUUCCUGGCCAUCCGGGCCUUAUACGGCAUUGCCAUGGGAGGCAUAUUCGGAUCAGCUGCCGCGACAGCUCUUGAGGACCUCCCGUAUGAAGCGAGAGUGCAUUUGUGCCUACUACACCGCACGGCUGGAGAAGCUUGUUCUGGGCCUCCGCAGGGCCGCCCGUCGUCCUCAUCAUCUUUCGCUGGUAUCUGGCAGAAACCAACCAUUUCAUAG